Molecule: messenger RNA, 1375 nt
Organism: Botrytis cinerea B05.10
Lineage: Eukaryota; Fungi; Ascomycota; Leotiomycetes; Helotiales; Sclerotiniaceae
Exons: 7
Coding region: 121-1110 (329 amino acids)
Biological process (GO): tricarboxylic acid cycle
Cellular component (GO): mitochondrion; succinate-CoA ligase complex (ADP-forming)
Molecular function (GO): succinate-CoA ligase (ADP-forming) activity; succinate-CoA ligase (GDP-forming) activity
Source: RefSeq, a predicted model, not a curated record
GCAAGCGAUUCCGUCCGCAACAGAAGAAGCUGGUAAGAAGAAAAGAAGGAAAUAAUUCAAGAUAAACUUCAAAUCACUUUCCUGUCUUUCAUAUCUGACAUCAAUUGUCCCUCAGACAAGAUGCAGGCUUUUUCAAGAUGUGCCAGACCUGCGAUGCAGGCUGCUAUGAGAAGACAAGGCUAUUCCACUUCGACCUCUGCUUAUGCUGCUACCGCGGAAAACCUUCGUAUCACUAAGGAUACCAGAGUUAUCUACCAAGGUUUCACUGGUAAACAAGGAACUUUCCAUGCCCAACAAGCCAUCGAAUAUGGUACAACUGUUGUUGGAGGUACAAACCCAAAGAAAGCUGGACAAACUCAUCUCGAUUUACCCGUUUUCGCAACCGUCGAACAAGCUGUAAAGGAAGCCGGUGCUACAGCUUCUGCUAUCUUCGUCCCACCCCCUCUUGCUGCUGCCGGUAUUGAGGAGGCUAUCGCUGCUGAAAUUCCUUUGGUUGUGUGUAUCACUGAGGGUAUCCCACAACAUGACAUGGUUCGCAUUACAGAUAUUUUGAAGACUCAAGGAAAGACACGUUUGGUUGGACCCAAUUGCCCAGGUCUCAUUGCGCCAGGACAAUGUAAGAUUGGUAUCAUGCCAGGGUUCAUUCACAAGCGUGGACGUAUUGGUAUUGUUUCUCGUUCAGGAACUUUGACUUAUGAGGCUGUCAACCAAACUACACAAGCUGGAUUGGGUCAAUCUCUUGUUGUUGGUAUUGGUGGUGAUCCAUUCUCUGGAACCAACUUCAUUGAUUGCUUGAAGGUAUUCCUCGAGGAUGAGGAGACUGAUGGUAUCAUCAUGAUUGGAGAAAUCGGAGGAUCCGCAGAAGAAGAUGCUGCCGAAUUCUUGAAGGAUUACAACACUGCUAAGAAGCCAGUUGUCAGCUUUAUCGCUGGUAUCUCUGCUCCUCCUGGACGAAGAAUGGGACACGCUGGUGCUAUUGUCAGUGGCGGAAAGGGUGGUGCUGAUUCCAAGAUCUCAGCCCUUGAAGCUGCAGGUGUUAUCGUGGAGAGAAGUCCAGCAUUGCUCGGAAAGACUUUACAUGCUGAGUUCAUGAGACUUGACAUGAUUUAAGGAUAUUAUUUUGUGAAUAGAUAAGGGGCGAUGAUGAUGUGCAUUUGGUUUUAAUGGUUUUCUUCAAUACCUCAUUCCUGUACAGCUAGCAAUUACCCUAUGUGUGCCAGUAUAGACUUUUAUAGACUUGUGAUGGAGAGAUAAUCUAGGCAAAGAUUUCAAGUGAUGAAUGAUGAAUGAUGAGUGAUAAUUCAUACUGUAUGUAGAUAGCGGAAGCUACCAGAUAUUGAUAAUUCUAUUCGACCUCGUUAAUAAGGCUUCCUGA